UAAUUCUAAAAUAAGUUAUCUGGUAAUUUUACCGAGCCCUUGUACCUUUCCUAAUUCUCGUUUUUAAAUCACAAGUUCCUAACACUACUCCAAAUUUCCCAAUCAAAAUGUGUUACGGCGGUCAACGAUUACCGUCAAAAGACGACUUAACUGACCCGACCCGCCGGACCCGAACUUUACCGGCGGCGAACGAGAACGUCGUGGUAGUUGAAAACCUCCGGGACCGGUUAGCUGAGACAGAGGCGCGGUUGGAGCGAGCUAGGGCUCGGGAAGCGGAGCUGAGCCGGCAGCUGGAGGAGAUGAAGAGGUACGUCUGCGUUAUGGAAAUUCUGGAAUGUUACCUCAAGCGCCGAUACAAAGAACAGCAAGUCAGAACCCUAGCAGUGGUAAAUUCGAAGUAAAGAUGAUUUAUGUGGUUAAAAUGGAUUUUUAGGGUUUCAUGCUUUAUGUAAUCAUGUGUGUUGUAAUUGUAUAUUCUUCAGUGUGAUAUAGAAUUGGUAAUCAAUUGAAGUUGAAAUACUCUUCAAUUUUAUUGUUCUAUGUGUUAAGCUUGAUGUUAAUCUGGA
Messenger RNA from Solanum tuberosum (potato), 566 nucleotides. RefSeq names its product protein SKIP34. Bases 108 to 401 code for a protein of 97 amino acids. Lineage: Eukaryota; Viridiplantae; Streptophyta; Magnoliopsida; Solanales; Solanaceae. The transcript has a single exon. The record is from RefSeq and is a predicted model, not a curated record.